Molecule: messenger RNA, 7461 nt
Organism: Macrobrachium nipponense
Lineage: Eukaryota; Metazoa; Arthropoda; Malacostraca; Decapoda; Palaemonidae
Product: DBH-like monooxygenase protein 1
Exons: 11
Coding region: 1141-4014 (957 amino acids)
Biological process (GO): dopamine catabolic process; norepinephrine biosynthetic process; octopamine biosynthetic process
Cellular component (GO): secretory granule membrane
Molecular function (GO): copper ion binding; dopamine beta-monooxygenase activity
Source: RefSeq, a predicted model, not a curated record
CUCGAAUUUAGGAUCAAGUGAAGGCUAGGAUUGCAAAGUGUACUCCUACGAUAGCGCAUUGGAUUUUUACGUGACAUCCUGAAAUAUACCUACUAGACUGCUGCAUCCUACCCUGGAGGAAGCAUCCUAUAGUUUUGACGUCACUAACUAGGCGUCCUAGCAUCCUACCCCCGUGUUGACAAUGGUGUUUGUGGUUCGCACCCCGACUAAAUAGUUCCUAUUUUCUAAGUCUGUUUUGUUUCAUAACUAAGAAUAUUACUAACUCGCUUAAAGAAUGUGACUUGAAACAAGAAUGUUGUUAAGAAAAUCGUUGUUUUUGAAUUCUGAAUUAAAUUAGAAUUGAGAGAGAUUCGAGUGAUACGAGAAAUUUGAGCUGUGAAAUUAACCAAAUAGCAAUCGUCCCUUUGUGCAUUUCACUCAAGUACAAACACAUAUACACACACGCACAAACACACAAACAAAAUUAAGUUCGAUAACGCGAGAUUGUGCGGCGUCUUGCACACAUCGACGAUCCGGGAGCCCCAUUGAUCCGCUCCUUGGCCCUACUUAAUGUCAGCCCUGGGAGAUUAAGGUCAUCAAGAGAGAGAUAUAGAGAUCCUCCGGCGGUCCCUAGAGUGUAUAAAUCUAAACUCGGAGUUGAGGAGAGAUCUCCUGAAGGAACGGGAGGAGGAGGUGAGGUGGAGGAAGGAGAGCGGCUGCUGGAAGUCGUUCCAGGGACUCUCCCAGUUCCCGAUGCUAUCGAGGGUCGUUUGUCGGACCCCGGAGGUUGGCUGAUAUCAGCGAAUGAGUGAAUGGUGACAUAUACCGGAGUUUUGUAUGUCAGAGGUUUAUUUUUUAUACAGUUCGUUGGGGCCUCUUCUGGAGGAGUGUGGCAGUGUUUCGUUUUCGUUUAGUUCGUCCUUGAGAGACGCUUCGUUGUUCGUUGGUGUGCAGGGGUAAAGAGAGAGAGUCCAAACAGUUUCGCUCCAAGAUUUGUGAAACGGGCGAAGGACUAGAGGAGGUGGAGAAGAAUGACCGCUCGGGCAAGGAACCGAAGUAGCAGCAGUAGAUAGCACCAGCAGCAGCAGCGAAGUGUCUCGCACGAGUCCCUCUCGAGGUGGUCGCCGUCAGCGUCAGCAGCAGCAGCAGCAGCAGCAAUUCAUGCUAACAGUUAUGGAAAACGUCGUCAGUCCCUCCUCGGUCGCCAACCCCUACUACUGUCUCCUCGCAGACGCCGCCGCCGCCGGUUGCUUCUCGUGUAAUCACCGACAUCGCCGUCGUCACCGUCUCCACCACCACCACCACUCCCACACCAACUUCCGGGCUGCGGAGGAGAGGAGACGCAGCCGCGGAGGCGGCGGCGGCGGCGACGGCGGUGGAGGAGGAGCAGCCAUGCAAUCGCCACCACCACCAACACAGUCAGCACCGCCUUUGCCUCGAGACGUUCCAGCAACGGGAGGGGAUGGGGGCCCUGGAACAGGAGCAGGAGCAGGAGCAGUGUACAUACCUCUCACAUCCAAGGUGCGGCUCUGGCUAAGUAACAGCAGCAGCAGCAGCAGCCUCUGGAACCUACCAACAACCGUGACGUCCUUCAAAGCGCCUGUAAGUAUCCUACUACUACGUCUCCUGCAGACAGUGGUCCUCCUGUCCCUGCUCCCCAACUCGUCCGCCUUCGCCUCGUCGUCCUUCAUCACGCAGCGCCUCACGUCCUACGAGCAGUGGACGCACGAGGCGUGGCUGGAGGAGACCGGGGCCUUCGUCGUGCAGUGGACGCCCAAGGAGGAACACAUAGAGUUCCGGGUGACGGCGAGAACCACUGGAUACAUCGGGUUCGGCCUCUCGUCCAGUCCCAGGAUGGAUGGCGCCGAUAUUGUCGUCGGGUGGGUCCACUCGGGGAAGGCUUACCUGCAAGACCGUCACGGCAAAGGUAACGAAGAGCCCUCAGUGGACGAACAACGGGACUGGAUGCUGGUGGGGGGUUACGAAAACGACACCCACACCGUUCUGAUUAUGUCUCGGCCCUACAACACCUGCGACAAGCAAGACCACAUCAUAUCGAACGACACAGUGCGACUGCUGUGGGCGUACCACCCGGACGACCCCGUCGACCCAGAAAGCCCCAGACCACGCCUCCACUACCACGGGGGCAGCAGAAGGGGCGCCCGCUCCAUGUUCCUGCUGGAGAGGGGUCACAAGCUCCCGCCGGGUAACCAGUACCCCCAGGGGGGCGCCGCUCCCCACGAACCCUCAUCCUCUUCGCCCUCGUCCUCGGCCUCGUUUUCCCACCACGCGGGGCACCGCCACCACCCGCAGAGGACACACCACCACCGGCCUCCCACGCCCACAAAGCCGUGGCUGCUCAUCAACAACGGCGUGGAAGUGGGAGAGAAGAACGACACCGUCUACUGGUGCAAGAUCUUCAAGAGGCCGCCUCUGCGAGAGAAGAAUCACGUCAUUAGCUACGAGCCAGUGUUCAAUCCGGAGGGCAACGAGCGUUACCUCCACCACAUGAUCGUGUACGAGUGUACGGACCUCAGUCCAGAGCUGGAAGUGGCCUUUGAGGAGCUGUCGGAGAGGCCAGGUCACGAGUGCUACCUACAGAACAUGACUCAGCUCAUUUAUACCUGUAAUCAUGUGGUGGUUGCGUGGGCCGUUGGAUCUGAGGGCCUCACCCUACCCUCGGAGGCUGGAUACCCACUGACCCCGAACGGUCCCAAGUACUACAUGAUGGAGGCCCACUACGAUAAUCCGGAGGAACACAAUUUCACCGAUUACUCAGGGAUUCGUAUCAUCUACACACCUGAGCUUCGAUUCUACGACGCUGGAGUCUUGAGCAUCGGUCUAGAUCCCAACUGGAAGCACCAGAUUCCUCCUCGGCAGAGGACCGUUCUGUCAGAGGGCCACUGCGUUGGAGAAUGCACGGAAGCCGCCCUGCCCCCGACAGGCAUCAACGUCUUUGCGGUCAUUUUACACACUCAUCUGCUGGGAAGAAAGGUUCGCGUCCGACACAUAAGAGAUGGUCGGGAGCUGGAGCCCAUCGCCCAGGAUAAUAAUUACGACUUCAAUUACCAGGAAUACAGAGCCCUUAGCAGUCCCAGAACUGUAUUGCCGGGUGACCAUCUGAUUGGAGAAUGCACCUACAACAGUAGGGAAAGGACAACAAUCACUCUAGGAGGCUUUAAAACAAGGGAUGAGAUGUGCCUGUCUUAUCUCUUCUACUGGCCCAAAGUCGACCUAUCUUUCUGCCAUUCAAAGCCUUCUUUGAACACUGUGCUUCAUGCCCUUGGCAUUCAAGAGCUUUGGCCGAAUUCAAAUCCCAUCAAGAUCCGACAACCAAUUGAAUUGGCUGGGAGAACCUUGGAGUGGCGUUUGUUGAACUAUGAUUGGAAGAAUCAUUUUGAAUAUUUCCAAGAUGCCACGCACACAGGUACCUUCAACCCCAUGUGCUGGAGAAGAGGAGAGAGUUUAAUUCCUGAUGUUGAAAAGCUCGACUAUGAAUACCCAAAUAUUACAGAGCCUUGGGUAGCUGAGAAUGUUUGUCGAAAACGGCGAAGGAAGAACCGGAGAAGGAAGAAUAAGACUGCUCGUGGAAGGAACCACCACCUCGUCGGGCAUGGUGCCGAGGGAGAGGAACUGGAGGAGGAAGACGGAGACACUGAAGAGGAGGUCAUGUUUGAUGACCAGAUGAAUUCUAAACCAAUAGAAACAAUAGAUGUUGACCAUUACAAUCACAGAGACAUUUUCAUGCCUGUUAUGGAAGAGCACCUGGAAACUGGCAUCAUUGACAUCUACGGUGUAGACACUGGUCACUCAGCGGCCCCUGACCGCGAGCUUCAGAAGGAGUUCCAGGAUAUGGAGAGAGACCUCGAAGAGGAAAUGCACAAGAAGUUCCCAGACACCUUCCAAGAACGGACGGGUCACCCGAACAAAAACGAAUUGGGGAGCAGUGCCCCAGCAAACACAGUUUCAUUGCUGGCAGUGGUGUCUGUGCUGGCCCUUUCUUUCCUGACGAUACUCUAUGAUGGACACGGCUGAAGAAAAGUCUGUUGGCCAAAAAUAUACACGUAAGAAAAGAGCUUUAGCACUGGAACAAAUGAGUCAGUUGUGAUUGGAAAGCAUUUGAAAAAAGUUAUGAAGGUAAAGUGACAUGUGCUGUGAAAUCCUUGCUUAACAGAACAAACAAAAUAAAUAGCCUGUUCCCCUUCCUGUUUAAAUAGAUUUUAUUACAGUAAUUUUCUGUAUACAGAAAAAGGACAGUGCGAACUGCCUUAAGGAGCAAUGGACUCUCUAUGUUGUAUGUUGUGGAGGAUUUCCGUGUUUUGGGGUUGUUGGUGGUUAUCUAAAGUCACAGAAAAACUUCACCCAAUUGGAUAAAAUAAAAUGCACCAUUAAUCAUGGGAAGUCGCGGUGUGUAUAUUGUAUGCACAACCUUUCCUGGAAAGGUUCGUUUCAAGGUUAUGUGGGAGAGAGAGACUGGUGGAAAGUUGAGAAGAAGCGCAGAAUCCCAAAAUUCAUCACAAGAGCAAAAAACUCUUCAUACACCAACGGUCCUUACUGUCAGUAGUAGCUCCUGAUCUGCUAUAUAUUACAGUGCCUGAUUUUGUACAUUUCGCUUUCAUGUGUUUUGAGAGUAUUUCAUACUUAGGGUAUGAAAAGUGAUGUUAUUUAUAUAGAUUGAGAAGAAUGUCGCACUCGUGUUUAAUAAAAAAAAAAUAAAAUAAAAAACUUAAUACAAAAUGAAGUUGGUGGCCAGCUAUAUAAGUAAUUGGCAAGUUUCAUUACACAAAUUCAGUAAUAAAUAAAUAAUGUUCACAUCGAGGUUUUUCAUAUGGCCGUUACAGCAAUUGCAUAAUAGGCAGUUUUUAUCCCACAAUAAUUUUUUUAUUUUGAUUUAAUUUUUGGAAUGAGUCGACGUUAUCUCUCAAGAGUAGUUUUCGCGAACUGUAAUUUUUGGAUCUACAUAUACAUAUAUAUUUUUGAGCGAGUUUGAAUAUUUUAGUCAUCAUGAUGUAAAUAGAGAGCAAAUGGACAUUUUACAUUUUUCAUUAUGCACUUACAUGAUUUUUUUUUGUGUGUGUUAGAGCACAGUCUAUCGAAAGUUUGCAAAAAGACUAUGAAAGAUUGUGAAAGUUCUGUUCUGAAGGGAACACCCGUCAGGAAAGGCUACACAAAUAUAACAAAAAUAAGAAAAAAAAAUUAUUUGGGAUGCGACUGCUUAAGUUCUGACCAAACUACAUUAUAUAUAGAAAAGUCUGGUAAACUUUCAAUGAGAGAGUGGUAAACUUUUCAACUUUAUGGCCGCUUUACUGAAUAUCCUAAUAACCCAGUGAUAUAGAGAAAUACUAAUCAAACCUUAAUGACUAUAGAAGAUUUAUAGAAAAAAUUAUCUUGAAUCUAUAAGUGCUUCACACAGAGGAUGUUUUGUCCUUACGAAGUACACUACUCUCAUAGUCUCUUUCCACCUCUCCUUUUCUCUCCUUGUCAAUCUCUGUCUGUCUGUCUCUCUCUCUGUUUUUUCUCCUUCAUCUCUCCUGUGCUCUGAAGCAAUAGGGUCGUAAAGGUGACCAAACACUACAGUAGUGAGCAUAUGUCAUGUCAGGCUGGUACAUCAUUUAACUUCGAGAGUGGUUAUUCUAGUUAGCUAUCUCCUGUAACCGUAGUUAACUAGUCCAAUCCAAAAUCCGUGGCUUUGGCUUCUUAAAUAAUUAAUAUCUGCAAGGGAAAAAUUUUAUAGUCAUACAUGCUGGUGAACUUUGCAAUAAAGAGAAAAAUAAAAAAAAAAUAAUCUAAAGGCCUUAGACUAAAAAAAAAACUGCUGUUUUCAAAAGCUGUUAGUUGUGUACAUUGCUGGUCUCCACGGACUUUCGGAUUGCACUACCUCUCAAGCUCUCUUGUCUCUGAAGAAAUAGUGUGUGCCCAGAUGGGUCAGUGUGCCCAGAAUGGGUCAACGUGCCUCUAUCCUUUUAAAGCAUAAGAAGUGGAGCUUCCAGUGAAUUUAAAUAAAGCACUAAUGUAAUAAAAAAACAAGAAAUUAUACAUAAAACCCCCUCCCCCCAUUAUAACCACCUUUUAAAAAAUUGUUUUUUUUUCCUGAUUCUGAACUGAAAACACAUUAUAAGUUCUCUGUGAUUGUAGUAGUUGUCGCCAUGGAUUCCUAAAGCGUCCUAAACACAUUUUUAAUGUCCCUGUUCUAAUCUUAUUUCAAGUGAAAAAAGUAUUUUGCCUUGAAUUUCUGAAACCCUAAAGAUUGGACAUUUUAGGGAAAAUGUGGGUUUUUGGGGUAAUUAAGUUUAAGGCUUCAUUAUUCCUAUCUCCUUUGUUCAUGUUUAUUAAACCUGAUGUAUUUUACGUUUUUACAGAUGUAUUUACGUACUGAAUUUAUUACCAUUUUGAUCAAGAUGCAAUGCCUCUAGAUAACUGAAUUUUAAAACUGCAAUACACUGACGAAAUAUAUUUACAUAUAUUUUUUGACAUGUUUGUUCAGCCUUCGAUUAUUUUAAUAUCGCUUAUCGCGUACUAAAUGGAUUUUAUGAAGUGUAAAGCAGCGUGUGUGUUUUUUAUAGAUUUUACUUCACCUAUCACACAAUGAUUCAGGUCAUUUACCCCCCAGGUUAAGCGGAUAAAAGCAACUGAACCCCCAUCAAACAAACACUGAAGACUUGACCACUAAAACCUUCGGCUGGAUUGUGAACCUUAUUGACAGUUAAGAUCCUAAUCGACUUGUGGACUUUUUCCAGUCUAUCAUAUAUUUUUAGAUGCUUUCAAGUCUCCCCCCCCCUUAUUUUAUUCUAUUGUUCUACUGUAUAUAUGUUCAACUAUCUCAGUAUAAUCUAAGACAUUACAUAAAUAUUGUGAUCCCUUAGGAAAAAAAAUGCCGUUUACAAGUUUACAAAUAGUUUGCUUUUUUAUAUACCAAUAUGUUCCUAAUUUUUGUGUUACAGUACUGUAUAUUGUGAUGCUAUAUAGAAUGUUUUAGUGGGCGCUGGCAAACCCUUGCAGAGCCAUCAGUGCUUUUUAAGUGAAUUAAUACGAUUGGAUGUUAAUACACGAAUUUUGUUCCUAUCAAGAGUGAAAGCAACAUCUCUCACGUAACUUCGUCCAUAUGCAUAUUCGCUGGGUUUGUUAUGUCCAAUAUAAGUAAAAAAAUGUAUUGUUGGUUUUCCCAGUCAUUAUUUUUCUCCACAAAUCUGAUAACAAGAAAUUGUGAUCGAUUGGAAUGAAGCCAUUGAGAAAUCGGAAGAAUGGGGCCCCUAAGAGUCUGUAGAUUUGCUUUUCUGUAUGACUUGUUCAUAUAUAUAUAUAUAUAUAGUUUCUGAGACAUGGCGAAAGAAUAAAAGUGAAGUGUGUCAUGUCGAUUUCCGUGUUUGACCAAAAGCUAUUGAACUAAAAUAUGUAUAACCAAUGUGUAUUUUAUAUCCGUGAAUGUAAAUUUGUAUAGCAUGUAAAUAGUAAUCAUUAAUACUAAUAUUGUAUUUUUUCAAA